GUCUUUCUAAAUAAAAUCUAUUUAAGAGAACCAUUUAAUCUAUGACAUUGCUUUUUCAAAUUACUGCUUUGUGCUUGUGUAAUAUGGCAGACUGUAGGGAAAGUCUUACACCGAGGAUGGCCAGGAUAUGGCACAGAUAUUCAUUGUGCAAAGCUGUCGUAGAGUCGUCAUCGGGGGCCCAAAAUCAUGUCCCAGGGGGAAAGUGGUAGUCAAAUGUAUUUGCUUAAGUACAGAAUGAGUGAUCAUGCGACAUCCUGUAUUAACAUCUGGGUUGUCAGGUGUUGAGCUCUUUCUGGUCCAGUUUGAUCAACCAAACCUCCUGUAUGUGUUUUGCACAUGUUGUAUAGCGUUCUGAGAGCAUUUGAGAGAUACGAUUUUGUCCUGUGUAGAGAGAGACUGGUCUGUCACAAUCAUCGAAUUAGGAUGUUUCUCAUUUGGGCGACUCUGUUCUUCGCUGUGAAAAGCAACACUGCUAACACAGAUCUUACCCAGAAGCCCACAGUGACAAUUCUGACAGAGGGACAGCAGACCACACUGAACUGCACUGCUCCUGGUCUCUGCUCUGGAUCUCGUCCUAACAUCACCUGGAUGUGGAGAAGAACAGGAGAGAACGACUCUCACAUCACAGGAAACAUCACUGAGUUCAAGACGGAGAAUCUGACUGCUGUCACACAGAGACACAGCUCAACUUUGACCUUUAACCUUUCAGCUGAACACCACGGCACCAAAGUCACCUGUAAGGUCAGCUUCACAAACAACAUCACUACAGAGGAGACAGUGACUCUGAAUGUGACCUAUGUGAAGAAACCUCAAAUAACUGGAAAUAGAACCGUAACGGAGGGCGAUACUCUGCAUCUGACCUGCAAAACUUUCCCUUUGUCUCUCGUCAUGUGGACUCAAGUCCCAUCCAACAAAACCCUAAUUGGCCUGCAGAACAAAACUGAAACAGCCACUCUUGUCAUCCAUAAUGUGACAGCAGAACAUACUGGACAGUAUGUCUGUACAGCAAUACACUUUAACAUGACUGUGUAUGCUAAUGUAACUGUGACUUUGCAUCCAAAGAUCCUAAACAGCUCUAGAUGCAAACAUAAGUUGGAGGUUCUGACCUGUGUGUGUAUCAGUCAUGGCUUUCCUCUACCCACCAUUAAAUGGCCGCUGUUAGAGAACCACCCUGAGUACUUUGUCAGUACCAGUGUGUCAAACCACACAGUCAAUAGCACCGUCAUCCUAAAUGUUAAAAAACAGAGUAACACUGUUGAGUGUGUUAGCAGAAAUAAAAAUGGAAAAGUAAAAGGGAACCUCAGCGUGGACGAAGACAAACAAGAAGAAGAAGGUCAUGUAGGUCAAAUAAUGAAAUUGUUAGGAGUUGUGACUCGGCUGGAAAUGAUCAUUACAUUUUUUAUUGGUGCUCUUAUAUCCGCAGUCAUUUGCUGCUUGGUGACAAAAUGCCACAGGAAAAAACAGAGGACCUAUGGAAAUAUGACUGAGACUCUGGAGAUGGUGACAAGUCACGAGGAGCCACUGAUCGAUGCUGGUCAAGCAGUGGAAGAUGAACAGGCCAUCGACCAAGAGGCAUCUGAUGCAGGAGGAGCUGUGGCGGCAGGGAAAUCAGACGUGGAGUACUCCAACCUUGAUUUCUCCCUGAUUAACAGACCGAAUCCAGCAGAGGCAGGGACAAAACAAGGGACCCCAGAGACAGAGUAUGCUGAAAUUAAAAAAGAUAAAGCAAAGGAGAGAGAAGAUGGAGAGAAAAGGGAAGAAGAGGAAAUGAUAGGGGAGGAUGAGGAGACAAAAUAUUGUGUACCAGAGGAGGAGGAAGGUGAGGAUGGGGCACUGUAUUCAACUGUGAAGGAUGUAAUGGGUGAGGAUAGUAUUGCUUAAUUGUUUGAGGAUUACUUCUGUAAUUUGUUCUGAUGUGGUAACUUCUUGCUGUCAAAAGCCAAAAUGAGCCUGGUGGUAAGCCUCAACUAAUUAACAUUGUUUAACCAUUAUAAUGUAGUACAAAUCAUUUGCUGAAUCAGCCCUGCUAAUAGCACUAAUCACUAUAUUGCACUGUAUAGAAGGUUGUAUUAGUCUAGACAAUAUUUUCACAGAACAGACUGUUUAACUAGUACAUCCCUGCAGCUGGCUAUGAAAAACCAACAUGGCGAUGGCAAUAAAGCAGAACUUGAGGCUUCAAAGCCGUACACCACAAACCAAUGGGCGAUGUCGAAGAUGUGUAGAAGGGUAUUUUGUAUGAGUGUUAUUGUGCCUUUUUUUUCUAUAAGUUUAUGCAAUGUACAUAGAAUGUUUAAAGUUUAAAUAUAGUAGUUAGACUUUCUGGGCCAAUCACUUAAUUGCUUACUUCCUCCGAGGUUAAUGAAGACUAGAAACAUGAGGGAAAAGAUAGCCUGCCUCUUUCUAAAGUUGAAAAUGCACUUACCACUAGCUCUAAAGUUCACAAUUUAAAACUCUGUACAAGAACAGAAAACACACAGUAAUGUCAUCAUGUUGAGGUUGUGUGGCAACCUCAACAUGACAACAGUGUGUUUCUGCACCCAGUGUGUUACUGCACCCAGAUGUUAAUAACAGAUGAGAAAAGUGUUAACUUAGUUUUCAGAAAGACAAGGCUAGGAUUGCUGGCCAUUAAAUCUUUCUUUUAGGUUUUUUCAAAUGUUGAAUUUGAGUCCAAUUAUUGUAUUUCAGAGGAAUUCACAUAAUAUAUUGGUGUAUAAAAAACAUAAAACAGCGCUGUUUUCAGCUGCAAGACAGACAGGAAAUCGUGCUGUGAAAGGAUGUGAGCCAAAAAUAACAACUGAAACACAUUUUGCAUACUGGGUUCCUCAUAAAAGGGAACGGGAAAGCAAGAUUUUGCAGCUUUUCUUUCUUUAUAAUGUGUGAAAAUUCAUAUAACUGUUUUAUUAGUGAAUGCUAACAGAAUUAAACUGCCAACUGUCAGAUGAUGACCAGGUUUUUUUGUGUAUCUACAAGAAUGAACAUCAAAAACUAAAUUCUUUACUGGUUCUGCGUAUCAUCAUUAACCAACAAGUCUUCAUAGCUGAAUUACAAAAUAGGUAGUCAUUUAAUUUCAUACACCUGAGCCUGAUCUACCACACUUAAGGUUUAUAGUAAACCUAGGACAAUAAAAAACAUACUUGGUUAAGGCUUUGACUGUAAUUUAUACAUCUUUAUCUUUUGUUAUCUUUUUUUGUAGAGUGUAGAAGAACAGUAAUCAUGUAAAGGUCCCCAAGUGAAAUUGAAGCGUAGACAUUGCAGUAAUUUGGUGUGUGCCUUAACCAUUUGACAAUUAGGACACCUAAUAUCUCAUCUUCAACAUUGUGGACAGUGAGGAGAAACAGUAUUGUUAAUAAAUAUAUUUUCUAAGGUACCUCCUUGCCAUACUGAUGAGUUUUGGCCAUCCUUUAACAGUUGUGCUUAUUAGAAAAUAUUUUCAUUGUAAUAAUAUUCCUGCUAUUGCUUGAUAAAAAUAACAAUGUAAGCUGUUAUAAAAAAAAAUAAAUGCCAAUGUAACAUAAACUUA
Molecule: messenger RNA, 3520 nt
Organism: Dicentrarchus labrax (European seabass)
Lineage: Eukaryota; Metazoa; Chordata; Actinopteri; Moronidae
Product: tyrosine-protein kinase-like otk
Exons: 7
Coding region: 337-1881 (514 amino acids)
Source: RefSeq, a predicted model, not a curated record